Nannospalax galili (Upper Galilee mountains blind mole rat) is the source of this 894-nucleotide messenger RNA. Its product is annotated as AT-rich interactive domain-containing protein 1A-like. NCBI's taxonomy places the organism in Eukaryota, Metazoa, Chordata, Mammalia, Rodentia, Spalacidae. The transcript has a single exon. The annotation marks the transcript as partial. The record is from RefSeq and is a predicted model, not a curated record.
GGGGGGGCGCCUCCGCACUCGGCCGCGGCAGCCCUGCCGCCCCCCGCCUACGGCUUCGGGCCGCCCUACGGCCGGAGCCCGUCCGCCGUCGCCGCCGCGGCGGCCGCCGUCUUCCACCAACAACAUGGCGGACAACAAAGCCCUGGCCUGGCAGCGCUGCAGAGCGGCGGCGGCGGGGGCCUGGAGCCCUAUACGGGGCCCCAGCAGAACUCGCACGACCACGGCUUCCCCAACCACCAGUACAACUCCUACUACCCCAACCGCAGCGCCUACCCCCCGCCCCCCCAGGCCUACGCGCUGAGCUCCCCGAGAGGUGGCACUCCGGGCUCCGGCGCGGCGGCCGCGGGCUCCAAGCCGCCGGCCUCCUCCAGCGCCUCCGCCUCGUCGUCGUCUUCGUCCUUCGUUCAGCAGCGCUUCGGGGCCAUGGGGGGAGGCGGCCCCGCGGCGGCCGGUGGCGGCAACCCGCAGCCCACCGCCACCCCCACCCUCAACCAACUGCUCACGUCGCCCAGCUCGGCCCGGGGCUACCAGGGCUACCCGGGGGCCGACUACGGCGGCGGGCCCCAGGACGGGGGCGCGGGCAAGGGCCCGGCGGACAUGGCCUCGCAGUGCUGGGGGGCUGCGGCGGCGGCGGCGGCAGCGGCCGCCUCGGGAGGGGCCCAACAAAGGAGCCACCACGCGCCCAUGAGCCCCGGGAGCAGCGGCGGCGGGGGGCAGCCGCUCGGCCGGACACCCCCGGUAAAACGCCGCGCGGGGAGGGGGCUGGGGCGAGUGGGGCCGGGGGCCGGGGGGUGGCUGGGUGGCGGCCGCGGGGAGCGGGCGGCUCCGAGGGCUUCCCUCGGGCCUGGGCCCCCGCUGCCUGGGAGCUGCCAUUGUCUGGCUCUUCUCUCUUAA